Messenger RNA from Carcharodon carcharias (great white shark), 4916 nucleotides. RefSeq names its product collagen alpha-3(VI) chain. Lineage: Eukaryota; Metazoa; Chordata; Chondrichthyes; Lamniformes; Lamnidae. The record is from RefSeq and is a predicted model, not a curated record. The transcript is spliced from 10 exons. Bases 116 to 4408 code for a protein of 1430 amino acids.
AACCUUCAAACAAUGAGAAGCAGCACUGACUCAACAUCCUUCACCAGAAGAGUUUAGCAGAUGCACAUCUUGUACUUACUUCAUUAGAGCUGCUGUGACGGUCCUAUAGAAGUGGAUGGUAUCAACAAUGAAAAUGCACCACCCUGUGCUCCAGCUGGCCGUUCUUGGUCUAGUCCUCUCAUACUCUGUGACUGAAACACAGCAGGUGCAGGAAUCAGCUGACCUAAUUUUCCUAAUUGAUGGAUCAAGAAAUUUGGGAAGGGAUGAAUUUCAGUUCAUACGUUCUUUCAUUGCAAAUUUCAUUGAAGAUCUCAAUAUCGGCCCUGAUGCCAUCCAAAUUGGCUUGGUGCAAUACAGUAACACUCCCAGUACUGAGUUCUAUUUAAACACAUAUCCCACAAAAAUAGGAAUCCUCAAUGCCGUGAAAAACCUUCGACAGAAAGGUGGAAAUCAAGCCAACACUGGAAUGGCUUUUCAAUUUCUGAUUGACAAUCACUUUAUUCCAAUGGCCAGGAGCAGGGCAAAGAAGGGGGUUCCUCAGGUAAUGGUCCUCAUGACUUCAAGACAGUCCACUGAUGACGUCAGACGGGGAGUGUUUUCAAUAAAAAAGCGUGGCACGUUUACAUUUGUUGUUGGGGUGAGAGAUGCCGAUGCAGCUGAAGCCAAACUGAUAGCUACCGAUCCUUCAUUUGUUAUGCUCGUUCCCGAUUUUCAAGAAAUGGCUAGCAUGAGACAACAGUUGAUGUCACUGUUUUCGUUAGUGGCCACCAAGCAAUUGGUGAUAGAGGUGGGAGAGCCUAAGGCUGAAGUUCAAGUCAGCAAGAGGGACAUUGUAUUCCUGAUCGAUGGCAGUUCCAGUGUGGGAAAUGCUAACUUUUUGCAAAUAUGCAAAUUUAUCUUAAAUAUAACUGACAAAUUUGUAAUUGGGCCAGAUUCUGUUCAAGUUGCUGUGGUACAGUACAGUGGAGUUGCAACAACUGAAUUUUACUUAAAUACCCACACAACGCAAUCUGCUUUACAAAUUGCUCUGAAAAGGCUGAGAUUGAGAGGCGGUUGGACACUUAACACUGGCGCAGCUUUAGACUACGUCUAUAGAAACCACUUUACCAGAGCUGCAGGAAGUAGGAAGGAAGACAAUGUUCCCCAGUUUUUGGUGCUUAUCACUGGCAAAAGUUCUAAGGAUGAUGUCAAGCGACCUGCAGAUACUCUGAAGCGAGCUGCUAUAAUAACCGUUGCAGUUGGAGCCGGGAAUGCAGACCCAACACAGCUAAAUGAGAUUGCAAUUGACCCCAGUUUAAUUUUCAGUGUUGAUGAUUUUCAUUCUCUACGAGAGUUACAGGAACAACUGAAGACACCCCUGUCAACAGUGGCUGGUGUAACCAUAGUUUAUGAGCAACCAACUGUUCCAGUUAAAAAAGAAAUGGACAAGAGAGAUAUUGUGUUCCUUAUUGAUGGAUCAUAUGAUGUUGGAAGAAGAAACUUAGCUGCUAUCCGUGACUUUAUCACAAGAAUAAUUAUGACAUUUGACAUUGGAAGUGAUGGGGUGCGAAUAGGACUGGUACAGUACAGCGAUGCUGCAGAACCUGAGUUCUUUCUAAACACCUACUCAUCAAAAAAUGAAAUUCUCUCUCAUGUAAGAAGACUCAGGCAGAGAGGUGGCACAAUUCUCAAGACUGGGGAAGCACUGAACUAUGUACUUGAAUACUUUUUUACCAAAUAUUCAGGAAGUAGGCAAGAGGAAGGUGUUCCCCAGUUUCUGGUACUUAUCACUGGUGGAAAAUUGAGAGAUGAUAUGAAACAGCCAUCAGAUGCCCUGUUACAAGCUGGUAUUACAACGUUAGCCAUUGGAGUGAAGAAUGAGAUCAAACAGCUACAGGAGGUUAGUUCACACCCCAGUUUAGCUUUUGGAGUGGAAGAGCUCCCUUCUCUCUCAGAGAUAGAGCAGGAAGUACUAUUACCUUUGUCAACACUGACUGAUGUAAGUAAAACUUAUGAACGGCCAACAGCUCCAACUACCAAAGAAACAGACAAGAAAGAUAUUGUGUUCUUAGUUGAUGGAUCAUUUCAUGUUGGAGACACAAAUUUACAAGCCAUUCGUGACUUCAUCACAAGAAUAAUUGAGACCCUUGAUAUUGGAAGUGAUCGAGUGCGAGUAGGCCUGGUACAGUACAGCGAUGUUGCAGAACCUGAGUUCUAUCUAAACACCUACUCAUCAAAAAAUGAAAUUCUCUCUGAAGUAAACAGACUCCAGCUGAGAGGUGGUACUGUGCUCAACACUGGAGAAGCAUUGGAUUAUGUCCAUAAAUAUAUUUUUACCAAAUAUUCAGGAAGUAGGAAAGAGGAAGGUGUUCCCCAGUUUCUGAUACUUCUUACUGGUGGAAGAUCAAGAGAUGAUAUCAAAAAGCCAUCAGAUACUCUGCUACGAUCUGGUGUGAUGACUUUAGCCAUUGGGGCUGAGAAUGCCAUAACACAACAGCUACAACAGGUUGCUUUGGAGCCCAGCUUGGUUUACACUUUGGACGAAUUUAGAUCUCUUCCAGACAUACAACAGGACGUGCUGUUACCAUUGUCAACUCUAACUGGUGUAAGGAUAAUGUCUGAACUGCCGACAAUGAAGAGUACCCAAGAUAUUACUGAUACCCAGGAACGAGACAUUGUGUUCUUGAUUGAUGGCUCGACAAAAGCUAGCUCUUCAUUUCCUUCUGUACGUAAAUUUCUUAAUGGCGUAAUUCAACAGCUCAGUGUUGGGUUGAACAGGAAUCGUAUCGCAGUGGUACAGUACAGCAAGGACCCAAAAGUCGCAUUUCUUUUGAACACCUAUUCAAGUAAAAAUGACAUUUUGGAUGCAGUGGAAAAACUGGAACCUAAAGGUGGAAGAAUGCUGAAUACGGGGGCUGCACUGAACUAUGUCAUCAGGAAUGUCUUCACCACGGCUGCUGGGAGUAGGCGAGAUGCUGGUGUGCCACAGCUUUUAGUGCUUAUCAUUUCCGGAAAGUCAAAUGACAAUAUUAAGAUGGCAGCAGAGGCACUAAAAAGAGCUGCUAUUGUGACAUUUGUAAUCGGGGCCACGGAUGCAGAUGGCGAAGAAUUACAGGAUAUUGCAUAUUCUUCCAAUUUGCUGUUUGCUGUUCAAGACUUCCAGUCUCUUCCAGAUAUCCAAGAUCAGCUGUUACAGCCCCUGAAAACGCUGAUCGUUGAAAUUAUUAAAAUGCCAUCCGGUGUCACUGAAGGCAACAAGAGAGAUGUUGUGUUCCUAAUCGAUGGUUCUUACAAUGUGGGAAGUUUUUUUUAUUUAAUUCGUGAUUUUCUUAUUAAUUUAAUUCCCAACUUUAAUAUUGCAAAGGACAAAGAUCAAGUUGCACUGGUACAAUACAGUGACAAUGCAAGGAUUGAAUUUCCAUUAAACGCUUACACAAGUAAAGAACAGGUCUUGGCUGCAACCAGAAAACUUCGGCUUAAAGGUGGAAGGGGACUUAAGACAGGCUUUGCUCUGGACUUUGUCAGGAGGAAUGUCUUCAGCAGAUCUGGUGGGGGCAGGCAACAUUUGGGGAUCUCUCAAAUUUUGGUGCUCAUUACUACUGGAAAGUCACAGGAUGAUGUGAGGCGGCCAUCAGAAGAGCUGAAGCGGGCUGGUGUUGUGCCAUUCACGGUUGGCAUUGGGAAUGUAGACAGAAGUGAACUGAAUCAAGUUGCAUAUUCACCAAAACUGGUUUUUCAGGUGGAUAGCUACUCGAGUCUUUCAGAUCUGGACUUGCAUCUGCUCAGCAUUUCACAGAAUGUAGAGAAUGUCCCGAUACCACCUACUUCUAGCUCAGCUAUUGAUAAAAGAGAUGUUGUCUUCCUUGUCGAUGGUUCUGCUAAAAUUGGAAAAGGAUUUCCAACCGUUCGUCAGUUUAUGGCUAAAAUUGUUGAAAAUUUUGAUGUUGGAGAUGGAAAAGUUCAAUUUGGUGUUGUACAGUUCAGUGAGAAUCCAAGAACUGAAUUCCUUCUAAACGCUCAAUCAACCAAGAAAGGAGUUCUGGCUGCAAUUAAGAAACUCAAACUAAAGCGUGGCAAAAAAAUCAACAUUGGCUAUGCAUUGGACCAUGUCAUAAGGAAUGUUUUCACAAGCUCAGCAGGAAGCAGGAUGGACAGUGCUGUUCCACAGAUUAUAUUGCUUCUCACUUCAGGGAAGUCCCGUGAUGAUAUUUCACAGCAGGCGGAAAAAUUAAGAAAACUGGGAAUUGUGGUAUUUGGAAUUGGCCUGAGGGAAGCUGAUCGAACAGUACUAGAGCCGAUAGCAUAUUCCGCCAGCUUGGCUUUUCCUGUGAGGACCUUUCAAGGUUUGCUUGACAUUCAGAAUCGACUCCAGCAGAUAAUGAAAUCGGUGUCUAUCGAAGUUGUUGAAACAGCAGUUGAAGAUGAAUAACUAACUUUGCAAAUGACUACACCUGCGGAUUUAUUGCCUUGUAAUUUUCAACCUCCAAGCUCCUCUUGUAACUUCAGGCACACAAAGUAAUCAGUGAGAAAGGAAUUGAUUCAUGGCUCAAACAGGAAGCCAACCAAGAUUAACUUGAGUUUUAGCUACCACUUUGAUAAUUUCUUGUCGUUCCUAGUGACGGUCACAAUUAUUACUGUAAAACUAUAUCUCUACUACCAGUUUGUCUUUAAAAAACUAUCUACAGUUAUUGAAAAUACUGGUGUGCAUGACUUGUGUUGCAUGAGAUCAGUUGGCUUUUAUGUGAACACAAUGUAAGGAACUCAUAUACUGUGCUAUAAUUAAUACCAUUCUGUUUGAUUAGAUGCAAUGUUUUAAUUCAUGUGUAUCAGCUAAUGAACAUUAUUGUUGAUUACUUUCAUACAAAAGUAUGAAGCUUAAGUUACAAUGAGUGUCACAAUUAAGAAAACCUCAUAAACAUAUAUCUAUAAAUUGCAAA